Messenger RNA from Belonocnema kinseyi, 1410 nucleotides. Its product is annotated as zinc finger protein 676-like. Gene Ontology annotation, molecular function: RNA polymerase II cis-regulatory region sequence-specific DNA binding; DNA-binding transcription activator activity, RNA polymerase II-specific. Gene Ontology annotation, cellular component: nucleus. The transcript has 3 exons. The coding region runs from base 1 to 810 and encodes 269 amino acids. Gene Ontology annotation, biological process: regulation of transcription by RNA polymerase II. The record is from RefSeq and is a predicted model, not a curated record. NCBI's taxonomy places the organism in Eukaryota, Metazoa, Arthropoda, Insecta, Hymenoptera, Cynipidae.
AUGCCACCAUUCGAAUAUGAAGUGAAUUCCAAGAGUGAGUUGAAGACAUCAACAAAACAGGAUGUUGGGUCAUAUGAUUUUCAAACUACUCACAUUUAUUCUGACAGUAAUUCAAGUUCCCAGACUUUGUCUUGCAGAAUUGAAUAUGAAAAUGACGAAUCUUUGGAUAUCAAGGAAGAAAUCAUUCAAGAUCAAGAGACGCCUACCGGGUAUAAAUAUAAUAAAAAAUAUGAGUCAAAGUUGAGUACAACAGAAAUAAGAGAAGGUGAUAUUUUAGUUGAUAAAAACCUUCUAGACCAAAAGAAGCAAAAAAUUUCGGGAUCCAAACAUAAACCGAGAAAGGAAUACAAAUGCGAAAAGUGUGCGCGAUGCUAUGCCCAUGCAAACAAUUUAAAUAAACACAAAAAAUUCGAUUGCGGCGUUAUGCCACAGUUCAGAUGUAAAUUAUGUGGCAGACAAUUUAAAAGAGAAAGCUUCCUGAAACGUCAUAUAGUUACCAUUCAUCAGAAAACAAAAUUAAAGACCGCGGAAAGAAAGUACAAUUGUGAGAAAUGCAAUCGAAGUUACAGUACUAUAGGUAAUUUAAAUCAACAUCAUAGUUUUAAACACGCAGUAGUUAAACGGCAUUUUAUUUGUGAUAGUUGCGGAUACAAAGCUAAUUUGAAAACUCACUUGUCAAGGCACAUCAUUACAAGCCACAUGGACCGCGUGCAACAUAAUAAAAGAUAUCAUUGCCACAAAUGUUCUCGAAGUUUCGCUUACAUAGGUUUCUUAAAUCGACAUCAAACUUCAGAACAUGCAGGAGGCUAACCAUAAUUUAUUUGCGACUAUUGUAGCCACAAAACGAAGCGAAGAGCUAACUUGAACCGACACAUUAUUUCUCGCCAACUCAAGUAGAUGUAAGAAUGCGAAAAGUGUGCUCGAAUCUUUAAAUAAAAAUAUAAUUUGAGUGAUCGUGGUCAAAAAACUAAUCUAAAUGGUUACUUGUCAACACAUAUUACUUUAGAAGACCUCAAGUAACAAUUGUUGCUUUAAAUAAAUUAGAUUUUUAUUGUAUAUAGAAUUUAUUACUGUGGGUUUUGUUUAUUUGAAAAAAGAUAUAUGCGAAGGCACAUAGAUUGAUGACAUUUUCUUUUUGAUUUACUAUAGCAAGUAUCAGUCACGAAUUAAAGUAAUAAAAUAACUGUUCUGUGUUGUAAACAGUCUUUUAUUUUCAAAUUUAUUAAAAAUGAACUGAGGUUUCCUUUUAUGAAUAAAACACCCUAUAUUUAUAGUUAUAUCAUAGAUUUGAAGGAAUUCAAAACAGGAAAUGAUAUUGGUAGUCUAUAGAAUUAAAAUGUCAUACGUGUAGCGAAGGUUUUUUUUAACGACGUCCGCUUUAGUUUGAAAAGCUCGAAACUUAUUUAACCA